AUGGAAGAGCACCACCAUCCCCACAACAACCACGGCUGCUGCAACAUCAACAACCAUCCCCACAACAUCCACGGCUGCUGCAACAUCAACAACCAUCACCACCACAACCACAGAUGGUCUUGCAACAACCACAGCCAUCCCCACAACAACCACGGCUGCUGCAACAUCAACAACCAUCCCCACAACAUCCACGGCUGCUGCAACAUCAACAACCAUCACCACAACAACCACAGAUGGUCUUGCAACAACCACAAUCAUCCCCACAACAACCACAGCAGCUCUCACAACAACCACAGCAUCUCCCACAACAUCCACGGCUGCUGCAACAUCAACAACCAUCCCCACAGCAACCACAGAUGCAGCUCUCACAACAACCACAGCAUCUCCCACAACAUCCACGGCUGCUGCAACAUCGACAACCAUCCCCACAGCAACCACAGAUGGUCUUGCAACAACCACAGCCAUCCCCACAACAACCACGGCUGCUGCAACAUCAACAACCAUCCUCACAACAUCCACAGCUGCUGCAACAUCAACAACCAUCACCACAACAACCACAGAUGGUCUUGCAACAACCACAGCCAUCCCCACAACAACUACAGCCAUCCCCACAACAACCCCAGCUGCUCCCACAACAACCACAGGAGGUCUCAGAACAACCACAGCAGGUCUCACAACAACCACAGCCAUCCCCACAACAACCACGGCUGCUGCAACAUCAACAACCAUCCUCACAACAUCCACGACUGCUGCAACAUCAACAAUCAUCCCCACAACAACCACAGCAGCUCUCACAACAACCACAGCAUCUCCCACAACAUCCACGGCUGCUGCAACAUCAACAACCAUCCCCACAGCAACCACAGAUGCAGCUCUCACAACAACCACAGCAUCUCCCACAACAUCCACGGCUGCUGCAACAUCAACAACCAUCCCCACAACAACCACAGAUGGUCUUGCAACAACCACAGCCAUCCCCACAACAACUACAGCCAUCCCCACAACAACUACAGCUGCUCCCACAACAACCACAGAUGCUCUUACUACAACCACAGCCAUCCCCACAACAACGACAGCCAUCCCCACAACAACCCAAGCUACUCCCACAACAAUCACAGCAGCUCUCACAACAACCACAGCAUCUCCCACAACAUCCACGGCUGCUGCAACAUUAACAACCAUCCCCACAACAACCACAGAUGGUCUUGCAACAACCACAGCCAUCCCCACAACAACUACAGCCAUCCCCACAACAAUCCCAGCUGCUCCCACAACAACCACAGCCAUCCCCACAACAACCACGGCUGCUGCAACAUCAACAACAAUCCCCACAACAUCCACGACUGCUGCAACAUCAACAAUCAUCCCCACAACAACCACAGAUGCUCUUACAAUAACCACAGCCAUCCCCACAACAACCCCAGCUGCUCCCACGACAACCACAGCAGGCGCUACUACAAUGACUACUGCUGCUCCAACCGCAGCAACCACCACCGUUGCAGCAACUGCUGCUCCAACUGCAGCAACUGCUGCUUCAACUGCAGCAACUGCUGCUUCAACUGCAGCAACUGCUGCUUCAACUGCAGCAACUGCUGCUUCAACUGCAGCAACUGCUGCUCCAACUGCAGAAACUGCUCCUCCAACUGCAGCAACUGCUGCUUCAACUGCAGCAACUGCUGCUUCAACUGCAGCAACUGCUGCUUCAACUGCAGCAACUGCUGCAACUGCUGCUCCAAAUGCAGCAACUGCUGCUUCAACUGCAGCAACUGCUGCUCCAACUACAGAAACUGCUCCUCCAACUGCAGCAACUGCUGCUUCAACUGCAGCAACUGCUGCUCCAACUGCAGAAACUGCUCCUCCAACUGCAGCAACUGCUGCUCCAACUGCAGCUGUCACCACGCCACCUCCAACAGAACCCUGAGUCUUCGGUUUAGCCUCAACCAGAUGUUCACCUCAGAUCUUGCCAACUCGUCCUCUUCAGCAUUCAAGGCUCUGGCUGGCACAGUGGUCUCGGAGGUGAACAAGAUUUUUGUUAACACCCUAAGCUUCAAUCGUUCCAUUGUCAACUCAUUCAAGAGUGGCUCCGUAGUUACCAACAUGACACUCGUGUUCAGUAACAAAUAUUUGGUUCCCAGUGCAUCCAGCGCACAGGCAACUUUCACCAGCAGUUCCACCUCCCUGAACAUCCUACAGGGCAGCGUCAGUGUUGAGUCAUCAGUCAAUUCAGGAAGUGCUCCCCGACCCACUGCCUUCUGUCUGUCUGCCUUGCCUCUCACAUUGGCACUGCUAAUGGUACAGUUGCUGGCUAACUAA
This is a messenger RNA of Oncorhynchus kisutch (coho salmon), 2313 nucleotides long. Its product is annotated as probable cyclin-dependent serine/threonine-protein kinase DDB_G0292550. NCBI's taxonomy places the organism in Eukaryota, Metazoa, Chordata, Actinopteri, Salmoniformes, Salmonidae. The record is from RefSeq and is a predicted model, not a curated record. The transcript is spliced from 9 exons. Bases 1 to 2313 code for a protein of 770 amino acids.